This is a messenger RNA of Mercenaria mercenaria, 1353 nucleotides long. RefSeq names its product ubiquitin-conjugating enzyme E2 G2. The transcript is spliced from 5 exons. Lineage: Eukaryota; Metazoa; Mollusca; Bivalvia; Venerida; Veneridae. Gene Ontology annotation, cellular component: cytosol; endoplasmic reticulum. The record is from RefSeq and is a predicted model, not a curated record. The coding region runs from base 117 to 614 and encodes 165 amino acids.
GUUCAUUAACGUUGGCGUCAGCUUCGCCAUGAUCUUCCGGUCAACGAUGUAAACUUGUCAAAAUGACGUUUUCUUCUUUUUUCUAAAAAACACUUGGCUGAAUUAAAAAAGCGAUAAUGGCUGGAUCAGCACUGAAACGUCUUAUGGCAGAAUAUAAACAACUUACACUGAACCCACCAGAAGGAAUAAUAGCUGGACCAGCAAAUGAGGAGAACUUUUUUGAAUGGGAAGCUCUAAUUAUGGGUCCAGAAGGUACUUGCUUUGAAGGUGGUGUAUUUCCAGCUAGACUCACAUUUCCAGCAGAUUAUCCUCUUGGACCUCCAAAAAUGAAGUUCACCUGUGAAUUAUUCCAUCCAAAUAUAUACCCUGAUGGUCGUGUUUGUAUUUCCAUUUUACAUGCACCUGGGGAUGAUCCAAUGGGGUAUGAGACAAGUGCGGAACGUUGGAGUCCAGUACAGAGUGUGGAGAAGAUUCUUCUAUCAGUUGUCAGUAUGUUAGCUGAACCAAAUGAUGAAAGUGCCGCAAAUGUUGAUGCAGCCAAGAUGUGGCGAGAGGAGAGAGAAAAGUUUGAAGAAAUUGCAAAAAAACAUGUUCGAAAAAGUCUGGGCUUGUGACAUCAAUGGGACUUCUUUAAACUGUUAAAAUCUACUGAGUAAUUGAAAGAAUUUGCAACCUAAAUUGUCAUAAACUUUGAAGAUUGGUUACCAGGUGAUACUGUUGAUCCAGUUACUUAAGGUACCAGUCAGUUCAGGAGAGUGGUUAGGAAUAUUUACUUCUAUAUUGAUCAAGUCUGUUGGUUGAAGUGCUAUAGUUACCACUCUGUCUAAGUGUCUGUGCAUAUCCAUGCACCUUGUUGUUUGGGCCAUAACUUUGAAACUGUUGAAGGGAUUUUGUUAUACAUGUAUAUUUAUAGAAUGACAGAGGACAUUGAGAGGAAAUGCAUGCUUCCUUUUACUGCCUUUAUUUUAUUGUCUGUGUUAUAACUGUGAAAGUGCUGAAUGGAAUUUAUUCAAACAUACAAAUACAAAGAUAGAAGACAUUAAGGCAAAGCACAGUAUACAAGAACAUUAACACUACAUUGCUUACGGUUUGAAUUACAGUUUAGUUCAGGAAUUAAGGCCACAUUGGAGACUGGCAAAAAGUGGGCAUAGCAUUAAGUCACAUAGCAUCAAGCCAGUCUGUCUUUCUAUCAAGAUCAUACCAAGUGUUGUAUCUGAUUUGAAAUAGUGCAGUUGGUUCACCAAAGGCUUUCUAAAACAAAUAACAGAACAAUCAUGUAUAUUUAUGUAUAUGAUACAGUUUAAUCACAAACAUCUUACUAUGGAAAAGUAAUAAAAUGUUGCAUACAGUAAA